Molecule: messenger RNA, 1561 nt
Organism: Neurospora tetrasperma FGSC 2508
Lineage: Eukaryota; Fungi; Ascomycota; Sordariomycetes; Sordariales; Sordariaceae
Exons: 2
Coding region: 193-1422 (409 amino acids)
Biological process (GO): rRNA processing; ribosomal large subunit assembly
Cellular component (GO): nucleus
Molecular function (GO): nucleic acid binding; 3'-5' exonuclease activity
Source: RefSeq, a predicted model, not a curated record
CUCUCACUCCAAAAAAGAAUUCAGCACCAAUUGGACUUCACAUAACCUCGGCCGACAUUUCUCAAUCGGACAUACCACAAGUGACUCCUCAUUGACAGUGACACCCUCACUUGUCUGUCUUCACUCAGAACUUCACCACCACCACCACCACCACCAAAACCACCAAGGCAGGAGACCCUCCUGUCACCAACCAUGGCCCCGGAACUCUCCUCCAACUGGAAGAAGUUGCAAGAAAAGCUCAAGGCCCCUCAACCAACCAAAUCAGCUCCCAUCAGCCAAGAAGCCGCCUUCAAGCAAGCCAUUUCCAAAAAGUCCAUCUCUUCCGAGACCCUCAAGCGCAAGGCCGAGGAGAGCCAACAACAACAGAUUUCCAACCCUUCCAAGAAGCCAAAAAGACAAAAGUCCCAAACCCAGUCUCAACCCAGCCAGAAACCAACAGAAGAAAAAAUGGGCGGCAACGUCCAAUCCAAGCCCACCACCUCCUCCUCUCCAAACAGCACCCUCCCCUCCCUCCACCUCUGGGCCGACGAACAAGGCAUCUCCUCUGAAUCCCUCGCCGAAGCAUACAACCUUGGUCUCCGCAGCACCUCCUCUUCAUCUUCACACAUCCCUCUCCUCUCCACCCUCCCCCCCGCCAUCCCCAACGCAGGCCUCACUCUCCCCGGCCAAUCUUCUUCUUCUUCUUCUUCUUCUUCCACCUCUUCCACCCCAAGCAACAAAAAUGGCCUCCCCUUACCAACCGACCUUCCCUCAUCCCUCACCCUCUCCAACGGUCUCACACUCGACACCUCCACCACCACCGACCUCGCUCUAAUCCUGCAAGCAACCAAAUCCAACACGCUCGGCAAAUACCUCUCCAUCGACUGCGAAAUGGUCGGCACCGGUCCUUCCGGCGUCACCAGUGUCCUAGCGCGAUGCUCCAUCGUCGACUUCCACGGGCACCAAAUUUACGACUCGUACGUUCGCCCCACUGCUUUCGUAACCGACUGGCGCACGCACGUAUCAGGCAUUUCCAAGCGCCACAUGGCGUCCGCUAGGUCGUUUGAGUCCGUACAAGCGACUGUGGCUGCCCUUUUGAAAGGUCGGAUAUUGGUGGGUCAUGAUGUCAAGCAUGAUUUGGAGGUGUUGGGGUUUGAGCAUCCGCAUCGGGAUAUUAGGGAUACGGCCAAGUACAGUGGGUUUCGUAAGUACGGACAUGGGCCGAAGCCAAGUUUGCGGGUGUUGGCCAAGGAGGUGUUGGGCAUCGAGAUUCAUCAGGGACAGCAUAGUAGUGUGGAGGAUGCGAGGGUGGCCAUGUUGUUGUUUAGAAAGGAGAAGCAUGGCUUUGAUAUGGAGAAUAGUAAUCGGUAUGAGGAGGGGCAGGCCAAGAAAGGAGGUAAUGGUGGUGGUGGAGGAGGAAAGAAGAAGAAGGGCAAGAAGUGAAGAGAUGGAAGGAGGGAGGAGUCUAUUAGGUCUAAGGUGCCUAUCCGCCUUUACCUGGAUAUCAUGUUUGCAUCCCCAGAUUCUCUUGUAAAGCAAAAUCUAUCUUGUCCUUGACAUCGAUCGUCGUUUUCUUGCUUCG